AUGCCUGCUAUGGAUUCGCAGAAGUCUGCCUUUGAAAUAUAUAACUCCCAAAAAAUAAAACCUAAAGAAAUGAAAAAAUCUAAAAUAAAAUUAUCCCAAAAGUCUAAAAGUGAGGCGCCCAAAUCUAAAGAAAUAAACCAGGCCGUAAUGAAAGAAGCCGGUAUACUAAUAAAUAAAAAUAGAAAGAAUGUUAAGGAGAUAAAGAAUAUUGCAAGAAACAAAAUACAUAAAAAGAAAAAGGAAAUGAAACAAAGAAAAAAGAAUUCCUUGAAACCACAAAAUAAAUUGUGUGAAUACACAAAGGAAAAUUCAGAUAUUUCACAACUAAAUCCUAAACCCAACAAAGAAAUUACUUGUAAAUCAGUUACAACUUUUGGAAUGGUAAAUGAUAGUGUUAACGGUAUUGAAACAGAUUCUGAAUUUAUGGUAGUACAAACUGACAGUUCUAAAGAGGGUCUAAAAAUGUUUAAAUGGAUGAUUGCACCUUACAAUGUAAAGGAAUUUUUCAAUCAAAUAUGGGAAAAGAAGCCAUUACAUAUUGCUAGAGAUAAUCCUAUGUACUAUAAAGAAUUGUUAACUACAUAUAUGAUUGACAAUAUGCUAAGAACUGAAAAUAUACAGUUUACAAAAAACAUUGAUAUAACAUCAUAUAUAGAUGGAAAAAGGGAAACACACAAUCCAGAAGGUAGGGCUUUUCCAAACUUAGUUUGGGAUUCCUACCUUAAUGGAUGUAGUAUCAGACUUCUGAAUCCUCAAACAUACAUAUCUAGUCUAAACUUACUUAAUACUACCCUACAGGAAUACUUUAGAUCUUUUGUUGGUGCUAAUGCUUAUUUAACACCCCCUGACAGUCAAGGGUUUGCUCCACACUAUGAUGACAUAGAAGCAUUUAUUCUACAAACUGAAGGGAAAAAGCAAUGGCGUAUUUAUAAACCUAGAGAAGAAAAUGAAGUAUUACCGAGAACUUCAUCUACAAAUUUCACUGAUGAUGUCAUAGGUGAACCUAUAAUGGAGGUAACUUUAAAAGCUGGUGAUAUGAUUUAUUUUCCUAGGGGAUAUAUUCACCAAGGUGUAACUAUAGAUGGAGAGCAUUCACUUCAUGUCACAAUUAGUAUGUAUCAAAAGCAUUCAUGGGCAGAUUUGUUUGAAAAAAUGUUACCUGCAGCUUUGGAGAUGGCCAUAAGUGAAGAUAUAGAGCUACGACGCGGUUUACCAUUAGAUAUUUAUGACAAUUUUGGGUUAGUCUACUCAGAUUUAAACACUUCCCGAAAACAGGCAAUUGCAGACAAAAUUUUAAGUUUAUUUGACAAAAUAAAAACAAAUUUACCUAUUAAUGAAGCUGUUGAUCAAAUGGCUAAAAACUACCAAAGAGAUGCAUUGCCUCCAGUUUUAACAGAUUCAGAAAAGACUGUAACAGUGUAUGGAAACACUCAUAAAAUUAUUAAUGACGGAAAAGUAAAAGAAGGGGCUAAGAUUAGUUUAGAUACUAAAAUUAGACUUCUUAGACGAAAUAUAUUAAGAAUGGUAUCAGAAGAAUCUAUUAAACUUUACUAUUAUACUGAAAACUCUCUUGAAUAUCAUGGAAGUGAGCUGCCAUUUUUAGAAAUUGAUGAGGACAUGGCACCAGCGAUUGAAACACUUAUUUUGAGAUAUCCAGAGUAUGUUCCAGUGACAGAUUUAGAUGUGGAGAAUAACACAGACAAACUAAUUAUUGCUGAAACUUUGUGGAACAGAGGUUUAAUUAUGACUGAUUCUCCUCUGAAAUAA
Leptosia nina is the source of this 1767-nucleotide messenger RNA. The record is from the annotation of a GenBank genome assembly. NCBI's taxonomy places the organism in Eukaryota, Metazoa, Arthropoda, Insecta, Lepidoptera, Pieridae.